Mesocestoides corti is the source of this 1812-nucleotide messenger RNA. NCBI's taxonomy places the organism in Eukaryota, Metazoa, Platyhelminthes, Cestoda, Cyclophyllidea, Mesocestoididae. The record is from the annotation of a GenBank genome assembly.
AUGGAGCCCAGUAGUCAGCCCUCGGUUACCCGCGAUCUCACCAAGCCGGCCUCAGGCGAAGAAAUCGCCCGUGGGGAUACUGAAAGCGAUGAGCAAGUAACCUUUAAAGAACCACUGCAGUUGCCAGCAGUUGCUCAAAAUCAGGUCACAAAGUCUUCCGACCAGUCAAUUACCAGCUCUUCUACUAAAACGCAACCUGAAAAUCAACAUGUGCCAGUGGAAGUGAGCGACACAACAAACUCCGAUUUCAAAGGGCCAGAUGAAGUCAAUGCAUCCAAUAAAGUCUUGAGGGACUCUAGCGCAGGAGGCGACUACUACAACCCGCCCAGUUGGGCACUACCCUGUCCCGAGAAAGAUCAAUACUUUAUUGAGGUGAUUAAGAACGGAACUUCACUUCCAGACGACACGGUGGUCCUGUCGGGUGCCGAUCACUGCGUCUUUGGUCGGCAGCCGAGGGGCAGCCUUAACCCAGAGUCGAAGACGGGCAAGUGUUCGGUGAUGUUGCAUCCUUCCAUAAGCCGAGUUCACGCUCUCCUCCAAUACGGAACUGGCCCCGACGAUCAGCCUCCCGGUUGGUUCAUUUACGACCUCCAAAGCACUCAUGGGACUUUCGUAAACAAGCAUCGGGCACUCCCACGUCGAUACAUCCGUUUGCAUGUUGGCUACGUGCUGCGGUUCGGUAGCAGUACGCGUCUUCUGGUUCUCCAUGGUCCCGAUCAUGACGUCGAACCGGAGACCAAGGAAUCCUGGAGUGAAUUGGUCGCCGCCCACGCCAAAAGAAAAGCAGAACAGGAAGCAAAGCUAAGAAACCUUGAAGAUGAGGAAAGAGAAGGCAAAAGACAGCGUCGAAUUGGUGAUGAAACAACUAGUGCUGGUGGUGAAUGCGACUGGGGGAUCGCUGGUGGGUUUUUUUGUCUAGAGGAUGCUAACGACGAAGACGGUAGCGAGAACCUACUGCAGCGGUUAGCCGAUGAAGGCUCCUGUUUGCACCAUGAAAAAUUGUACAUUGAAGAUCCGAAAAAGGCACUGAAGUCUUAUUUCGACCGGGAGGGUAUUGACCCGCCUCCGGAAUACGACUUUGUUGAAGGGCGUUUCGGCCAGCAGAUGUGCAGACUCGAACUUCCGUUGGACUCUGGCACCGUAUAUGCCGAAGUUCCAGUGACGGGGCGGAAGCGAAAGGAGGCCAUUGUGGCCUGCGCUCUGGAAGCCUGUCACAUGCUUGACCGCCUGGGUGAAUUCGACGCUAACAAAGAAGGAGCUGAGGCCUUAAGACGUGCCCGAGAGAAGGAGUACUGGCAAGCGAACGACUGCUAUUCAUCAGACGAGGACAACUUUUUGGAUCGAACUGGACAGGUUGAGGCUCGGCGACGAAGGCGGAUGAGAAAACUGGGCGUCGAGGUAACGGACACCGAGGAAGACAGGGCCGCCGAAACCCCCUCUGAAGAGGCACAGGACUCCCUCACCAUGCUUUCGAAUCUUGAAAAAAUAGGAAAGGCGAUUAUCGAGGUGGAAGAGGAAUUGCAUGCUGCCGAGCGAGCUAUGGAAGCAACCGGUGAAAAUGCCAGUGAAAUGGACGAACUUGAGGCCUAUAUGGAUGCCAUUAAAAAAGGCGCGCCGAAUCGAGCAGCUCGACAGGCACUGAAACGUCGUCUCUUUGCCCUCCGUCAGGACGAGACUCGACUCCUAUGCAAGCUCGGCAUUCGCAGGGGUACAGGCCGAUUUUGUUCUUCUUCCUCAUCAGCCGCGGCCAAUGCCAUUCGUUCUGCUCUAGCAAACAAAGACAACUCCAUCGAUGGCACGUAUGUCACAUAA